AAAUCUAAAUCCCCAAAAGUUCUGUAAGUGGCAGUAGCGCUCCAACUGUUUAUCCUACGCUCUGAAAUGGAAUUACCAAAAUUUCUCAGUUAAUAAAAUUUGCUACCUAAUUGAUACCAAAACCCUAUCAAUCUCCAUAACCAAAAUCUCUAAUUUUAUAGCUUCACACACAUUCUAGAGGAACACAAGCAUGCAAUCUCCAUCUCUAGACGCUUCCAAAUUCUUUAAGCUUCAACAACAGCAAUUCCAAUUCCUAGGGUUUUGCACUUACCCUUCCACCACUUCACCUUCAAUCCGCAAGCUAAAUUCUCGCUAUCCUUGCGUUUCCUGCAGUAGAAAAUUCGAUCGUAAGGAGAGAGUAAAAGCGAAGGGAAAGGAAAAUGUGUGGAGCAUUGACAACGAAAUUGCGAGAGAAGGAGAUAAGACGAGGACGAGGAGUAGGAGGAAAAGAGGUGGAAAAAGGAUGAGAAAUGUUACUAGGAAGAGUAAAGGUGAUAGAGUUAUGGUCUCUGGUGCUAUGCUAAUGGAAGUCGAAACUGUUUUGCAGACUCAGGAACCUGUUAUCCGACCUGCAUGGAAUACAUUUGCUAGUAGUCUCAGUGGGAUAUGGAAGGGAGUCGGAGCUGUAUUUUCUCCCAUAACGGCAGAAAUGGAACCUAUUGAGGUCGGCAACAAGAAUGAACACCUCUUUGACUGCUAUACCUCUUCUCGUGUUGAGGUACUGCCAUCAUCUUCUGCCAGUCAAAAAUCUCAAAUCCGUAGGAAAGUGAAUUGGGUAACACUGAAUCCCCAUGGUGAAGUCCCAGAACCUAAUGGAGGUGAUGACAGAAGCAUAGAGAAGCGCACAGGUGCAGAUCUGUCUUUCCAUAUGCAUGAAACACCUGAUAGAAAAUCAAAACAUCAAAAACUGCCAAAAUUUGAAUCUUUUGACUUUGAGAAGAGUGAUAUUAUGGAGGAAGAUAUUAUGGGAAUGGAACCUGGUCUUGUUUUCUUUGAGGACGGCUCUUACUCAAGAGGUCCAGUUGAUAUUCCAGUUGGUGAACUUGAUGAGUCUAAGUAUUACAUUUCGCCAACUUUUAAGUUUGAGCAAUGUCUUGUCAAAGGUUGUCACAAGAGACUCCGCAUAGUGCAUACAAUAGAGUUCAGUAAUGGGGGUUCGGACAUCCAAAUAUUGAGGGUUGCUGUAUAUGAAGAACAGUGGAUUAGUCCUGCUAAUCUAUCUGACGAGAGUGACACGGAGCUGGACGUGAAGCUUUUCUCUCAAAGACGAAGACUCCAACCAUCAGAGCUGGCUGGAUCCUGGAAGGUGUUUGAGAUGAGUGCAACACCUAUAUACAGUGAAGAGGACGUGACUCAAGAAACAGACGACGUACCCUACGUAUACCUAUGCACGGAAAACCUGAAGAAGAGAAGCCUUCCAGAAAAUCCAGUAUACUUUGGAGAAGAAGAGAUGUUAGACAUGCAGGAUGUAACUGUUCUUUGGCUUCCAGGAGGUGUCACGAGCUAUGUUGAUGUCAACAAAGAUGGCAUCCUCUGUAUAGGAGUCGGGUGGUAUUCGGACGAGGGCGUGAAUCUCGUUAUGGAAAGAGAUUAUGAAAUGGAUGGGAAACUCAAGGAGGUUCGAUGGAAGUCUGAAAUGAAGAGAAGGUGGACUAAUCCACCACCCAUGUAAAUCCUCUUUAACCCCUUUCUCUUUCAGUUGCUGUUUGAUAAGCGUGCCUUAAGGUAUGUCCUAGUUUCCAAUCCAUGUUGACAUAACUGGAAUUAAGUUUUAUGCAUUAAAUUUGACUGCAAAAAAUUAAAAAAUAAAUAAAAGCAACUUUAUAGGA
Messenger RNA from Nicotiana attenuata, 1829 nucleotides. RefSeq lists its product as uncharacterized. NCBI's taxonomy places the organism in Eukaryota, Viridiplantae, Streptophyta, Magnoliopsida, Solanales, Solanaceae. The record is from RefSeq and is a predicted model, not a curated record. The transcript has 5 exons. The coding region runs from base 191 to 1672 and encodes 493 amino acids.